AUGCCUCUCAAAAAAUCGAAUUCUAAAAACGUUGAGCGCAAGGACGAUGAAGCUUCACCCUCAACAUCUAAAGAACCUCUGUCACCACGAAGUUUGCGCAGCAAUUCCUUGCAAAAACAGCAAUCUUCAAACACUAAGCAACCAGUGCCAGUAAAGAAGUCUCCCAGAAAGCAACUCACGGACGGGGAUGAUAUGGGAACACCCACGCAAAACGGAAAGGGUCCGACUGUGUCACCGAAAAAACAGUCUUCGUCCCUGAACGACUUUGCUGAUGGCAUCGAUUUGUCUCCAAUAAAAAGGAGUGGAUUGAAGGUCCCAUUGAGAGGCAAAUCGCGCACUCUUCCUAUUUCUACCUCAACACCGAUGCCCGGUAUACCAAGUCCUAAAGCACAGAGGAAACGACCUAGGGAAGAAUCCACUCCACUACCGACAACUGAUGAUCUCGCAAAAUCACCAUCUCGCAAAAAAGCAGUAAAUGCCGGGAAAUUGCGGACGCGCUCUCAGCUAGCGACGACGCCGAGUGGAUCACCUGCCAAAGUGAAGACUGCAUCGAAACCGCCUUCACCACCCCGCUUAACGCGAAGUGGAAGGUCACGAGGGAAAGGCCAAUGA
Messenger RNA from Cooperia oncophora, 612 nucleotides. NCBI's taxonomy places the organism in Eukaryota, Metazoa, Nematoda, Chromadorea, Rhabditida, Trichostrongylidae. The record is from the annotation of a GenBank genome assembly.